AUGCAGCCACAGCGACAGCGAUUGUUUCUCGUACUAGUCGGAACGACUGUGCUACUUUUAGUGUCAGUACAUGUGGACGUGGUCACAUCGGCAUCCAUUUAUGCGCCCGAUUUCAACGACAGCAGUGCACACUUCCUCGAUCAACAGCGGUCUUGCCGUGAUCUGUGCAGCUUCUGUCCAACGUGCAAUGGGUUCUACUGUGGUGAAGAGUGUAUCUGUGAAUGUAGUCAGGAUCCGUCUGAACACGCCAAAUGUAUUGAUCUAAUUAAGGCCAACAGUGAACAGCUCGGACUGGUGUACGACCUAUUUAUCCAGCUGCCACAGAAACGAUCCACGCGGGCACGGUUCGGACGGCGAGCAAAUCAACCGGUAGCGAAAGACACCCCUGGAAGAGUUGGAUUUCAUAAGAUCUUGUUCUCCAACUUUGCCUCCAAACGUGUCACGACUGAAGAUCCGACGCAUCUCACCAGCACGAUGACGGAAAAUGUCACGAGUGAAAGUGUCGUGUCUGUGACACGGCCAACCAUGGAAAAGUCUGAAGUUGUAGAUCUUUCUUACACGAAUAGAACGUAA
Anopheles marshallii is the source of this 573-nucleotide messenger RNA. RefSeq lists its product as uncharacterized. The transcript is spliced from 3 exons. The coding region runs from base 1 to 573 and encodes 190 amino acids. Lineage: Eukaryota; Metazoa; Arthropoda; Insecta; Diptera; Culicidae. The record is from RefSeq and is a predicted model, not a curated record.